Molecule: messenger RNA, 2129 nt
Organism: Aaosphaeria arxii CBS 175.79
Lineage: Eukaryota; Fungi; Ascomycota; Dothideomycetes; Pleosporales
Product: translation initiation factor eIF-2B subunit beta
Exons: 3
Coding region: 382-1827 (481 amino acids)
Biological process (GO): translational initiation
Cellular component (GO): eukaryotic translation initiation factor 2B complex
Molecular function (GO): guanyl-nucleotide exchange factor activity; translation initiation factor activity
Source: RefSeq, a predicted model, not a curated record
CGCUAAGCGUCCUUCCUCCUACCGAAACCUGAGCUCGGACCUUUUGUUCGCGGAAAAUGCCCGAUCCUCUUUCAUGUGCGAUGAGUCUUUAACAUCGACCCCACCAAAAAUAAUAAUAUCUACCUACACUUCCCACUACACGAUACUACAAUCCUAUCUACAAACCCCCAUUUUCACCACAUCUUGACAUCCUCGGCAGGGACUUGCGCCUGACUCGCAUUGGAAGUCCAAAAAUAACUGCUGCUUCUGAGCUUCAGCUGUCGUUCACGCCAAUUCACCCAGCUUCUCCCCCCACAAACGCCGUGACGACACUAUUCACCCAUCCGUCUAUCCAUCCCUGGCGCUGCAACGACCUCUAUCCCCUCGAAGCACUACUCCAGAAUGUCACAGGGGACGGUGAUAGUAGCCCCAGGGCUCUCAUCGUUUCUCAAAUCUCUGAAGACUACUCCCGUAGAACCUUCGGUUGAGCACUUCAUUUCUCUCCUCAAGCGACGUCAAAUCCGCAACUCCAGACCAUGUGCGAUCGCAACCACGGCUCUCCUACUCCGCGUCGUGGGCGAAUUCAAGGGAAGAGAUGCUGCGAAGUUGGUCAAGCGUAUCCGUGAAGUGGGGCGGCAAUUGACGUCGGCACAACCACGCGAAGUGGUAGUAGGAAACAUUGUACGCCGCGUUCUUGGUCUGGUGAGGGAGGUUGUCGACGAGAAUAUCGACGGCGAAACAAAUGCGACGAGUGACCCGGGACACCCUGCACCCGCACAGCAUGAUUCCCUCCAUCGGCCGCUGCUUACAUCGUCAAUCUCGCAAUAUAGCCCACUCAAGCAUGCCGCGGCAGAACCAAUGGAUGCCAGCUUCCAAUCUGAGGCUACAUCAGACUCGGGAGAUAUUUCAAAGCGACCACCACUUCUCGCUUCUCACACAUCAUAUGCCGCAUCCGCUGGUACUGGCCUCACCCAGUCCCUCUUCGGCAUCUUCUCACAGCCAGAAACGCCCUCAGCCUCCAACACACCUACCGGGCAGCAAUCUCCCAUCGGGAAGGGGAUGUUGACAUCACUCAAUCUAGAACGACUAACAGACUUCAGCAAGUCCAAUACGAACUUUGAUUUGAAGGCAGAAGUUAUGGAUGGCAUCCGAGAGUUGCAAGAUGAACUAGAGCAGUCGGAUGAUUUGAUCGCCGCAAAUGCAUUGGACCACAUACAUUCGAACGAAAUCAUCCUCACGCACACAGCCUCGACCAGCGUUCAGAAAUUUCUGCUUGCGGCUGCCAGGAAACGUAAAUUCACAGUCGUGCAUGCUGAAACGUUCCCACAUGAUCACACAGCCACUCACGGAAUCCUGUUGACGGGAAAGAAGAGGGAGAAUUCCACCGUAGACGAAGCUGAUUGGAAGCCACUAAUUGCAGCUGGAAUUGAAGUCUACGUUAUUCCCGACUCCCACGUCUACGCUAUCAUGUCUCGUGUCAACAAGGUCAUCUUAGCCACACACACGGUCCUGGCCAAUGGUGGCCUUGUCGCAGCUGCAGGUGCCCAUAUGAUCGCGAAAGCAGCGAAGAACCAUCAGGUCCCUGUAGUUGUUGUUAGCGGUGUCUACAAGCUGAGCCCCGUAUAUCCGUUCGACUUGGACGAGCUCAUUGAAUAUGGCGAUGCCUCGAGUGUGGUUCCCUAUGAGGAUGGCGAUUUUGUCGAUAAAGUGGAUGUAGAAGCACCUCUUUUCGACUAUGUCCCAGCCGAUCUGGUUGAUCUGUACAUCACCAAUCUUGGUGGCCAUGCCCCGUCAUUCCUCUACCGAAUUGUCGCAGACCAUUACCGGCCUGAAGACAUCACUCUCUAGAUUUGCAUUCGUACUCGGCGCAACCUGCGCGAGCUCGUCUUAACAAUUCGUACAAGGCGAUAAAAUUCAGUACUACCAGCAAUUGCCACCUGCCAUUUAGAGCCACAAUCAUGACAUAUUGUGAAGAGAUACGACACUGGAUGGUCCCCAUAUAAAAGGUGCUGCUAAGUCCAGUGUCCGAUACUCGUUUCAGAGGACGGUAAUAAACCUCAUCUCCACGGGCUGGAACGGCACGAUCCUCAAUCCUCCUUGCCCACGCAUUUGUGUUCGGUGAAGAGUCGAUAGUAACAGUGUAAAACAAU